This is a messenger RNA of Spizellomyces punctatus DAOM BR117, 1378 nucleotides long. RefSeq lists its product as uncharacterized. The transcript has 3 exons. The record is from RefSeq and is a predicted model, not a curated record. NCBI's taxonomy places the organism in Eukaryota, Fungi, Chytridiomycota, Chytridiomycetes, Spizellomycetales, Spizellomycetaceae. Bases 180 to 1172 code for a protein of 330 amino acids.
UUCGCUUUCCGCGCAUUUUGGAGAUUUCAUCCUUCUUCAUUCGUCAUUUACAACGACCGCCCACACAAGCAGUUUCCCAGAGUACAAGGAGCAGAGGCCAGCGCUGUGCUUUUUCGAACUUUAGCAAAUGGUGCUUUAGCACACUUUAAGACAAUAAAUUUGACCGUUAAACGACAAGAAUGGGAAACUGUUUGGGUGCAACCGCCUCCUACUGCUGCCCAAACUCGAGCUGGGCAACCGCAGGAGGACGCGGUCUUCCAACUCAGCUCACAUUCGACUAUGACGAAAUCGAUGACUUGGAAUUCGAAAACCUUCUCAAUAACCCACAUGGACCUCACGGUGCUUUCGGCAGCCCAAGACAAAGUAGUGCGUUUUGGGAGAGACUGGCCGCACUUUUCAGGUUCCGACGUGAGGGGGUGGUUGGAGCCGAUGGAGUGGGGAGGAUUGUUCCAGGUGCUUUUAGAGCUGGUGGAUAUCAGGCAGUGCCGACAGGCGUUGGGUUUGAUGAACCUGUUGUACGUGAUGACGACUUGGAAGACGACGAGUUUUUACGACAUGAGGAAGACGCAGAGUUGAUGAGUAAUGAACAGAUACGAAGGAUCACAAGUUUUGCUCAAAGCCAGCAGCGCCCAGUAACACGACCACCUCCUUCGACAACCCCUCCAUCAAAGCCAGAAAGACCUGAACCAAAGCAGGCACUGACUCCAAGCAAGCAGCUGGUUGACAUUUCCUCCAAUGAGGAACCUCUCUCCACAGCAUUGUCAGACACACAAGUAACGACUGAUAGCGACAACGCACCACUACGUGCCCCACGCCCAAUGACAACAUUCCAAACCUUCCGCCCAAAAAGACGUGCUAGUGCCGCGGUAUCGGCCGCGGCGAUUUUCAGUUCCUCCGUGGACGGACCAGCAACCGAAGGAGAAGAAGAAGAAGGAUUUGGUCAAUUCCAAACCGCCACACCCCGCCAAGAACUUACUGACCCCCUUCAAGAAUUACCCGCCCCUGAAGUAGUCAAUGAACAACCGAAUCCGAUAUCUGCAUCAGAAACGCUGAAUGUAGAUGAGGAGCCUGCGGAAACAGAAGCUGACGCACCUGGACAGUCAGUUACUGCGGAAAAUACUGAAGAGAAGGAACCUGUACAAACGGAUCCUUUACAGGCGGUAGCAAUGUGAGACGCUACGUGAAAAGAUUGGAUGGAGCUUUUUUUGUAGUUUAUUUUGAGAUGUAGAUAAUUGCCAAAAAAACAAAAGGUUAUGACCUCCUAGCAGAUAGUUGUUCAAGCCACGCUAGUUGCAUACAAUGGGUAACAGGAAUCAACACACAUGUUAAAAAGGCAAAAAUAUACAGAUUACAAUAUUACACGGGUAAAGGGUAUCAG